AUGACCGCGCCCCUCAAAGCAGCCAGCGCCCCACUGCGGCGCUUGCUGGUUUGGGACUACGACUGGAGCUUGAUCAACACGAACUCUGAUACCUUCGUGGUGGAGAAGCUGCGGCCAGAACUAAUGGCCCACUUCCGGUCGCCCUGCAGCGACGGCUGGACGGCUCUGAUGGACCGCCAGAUGAAGGCGCUCUUCGAUCUCGGCGUGUCGCGUGGCUUGGUAGAGCAGUGUGUCAGCUCAGUGCCCGUCUUCGAAGAAAAUCUCCUAGCCGUGCGCCGUGCAGCAGAAGCAGAGGCUGCUCAAAUCGUGCUCAGUGAUGCGAAUACCGUGUUCAUUGAGGCAUUUCUUCAAUCUGCGGGCCUCCGAAGCUGCUUUUCGGAGAUCAUCACAAAUGCGGCCGAGUUCAAUUAUGACGGAUGUUUGCACGUCCGUCCAUUUCAUGAGGGGCCUCCCCACGGAUGUCCACUUUGCCCCGACAACUUGUGCAAGGGCCUCGUCCUACGCCGACUCCUCGCAGACUACCGGCCCCAGCGCGUACUCUACGUGGGCGACGGCGGCGGCGACUUCUGUCCAGCUUGCGAGCUUCGCCCCUGA
Molecule: messenger RNA, 594 nt
Organism: Symbiodinium sp. CCMP2456
Lineage: Eukaryota; Dinophyceae; Suessiales; Symbiodiniaceae
Source: the annotation of a GenBank genome assembly